Atta colombica is the source of this 2657-nucleotide messenger RNA. RefSeq names its product tudor and KH domain-containing protein-like (gene papi). The transcript has 9 exons. Gene Ontology annotation, molecular function: RNA binding. Bases 214 to 1932 code for a protein of 572 amino acids. NCBI's taxonomy places the organism in Eukaryota, Metazoa, Arthropoda, Insecta, Hymenoptera, Formicidae. The record is from RefSeq and is a predicted model, not a curated record. Gene Ontology annotation, biological process: spermatogenesis.
UAGCCCUAAUUCCUUUUAUUGUGCGCAGGGCCUUAUACUGUGGCCAGGCUUUACUGAUUCUAUUUAUAGGAUCAUUAGUUUAGAAUCGUUCGGUCACUAGUUACAGUGAUGUCUCGAUCUUAUACAGUGAGGAUUGAUAAUUAAAAAAUGUUUUCAAUGUUUUUUAGUUGCAAAAUUAUACAAUAUAUUGUCUUAAUUUAAAUUUAUAGAAAAAUGAAAUUGUUAUCAACUGUGAACAGGCAAUCGGUGUUACCGAUUUUACUCGGCAUAUCUUUAACAACUUUGGGAUUAUCAGUGGCAAUUUUGCUGUAUACUAUGGUUGAAAAAGAUGAUAAUGAUAGAAAGAAAUAUGGUCGGAUAUCCAAAUGCAAAGAAAUUUGCGUGGAAUUUAAAAUGCCUGAGAAGUAUGUAUCUGCUGUUAUUGGUAAAGGUGGUGCUGUAAUAAGAAAUAUAGAAGAGUUAACCAACACACGCAUUAAAAUGGAAAAGGCAGACUUAUAUUGUUCAGAUCGUGUCUGUUACAUUUGGUCUGAUAACGCAGAAAACAUUUAUUCAGCACAGAAUAUGAUACAAUCUAUAAUAAAGAAUCUACCUAUCAUUGAAACCUUUGAAUUGUUUAUCCCUUUUGAAGUUUCUAGAAGAAUUUUAAAAAAAAAUUGGAAUGAUUUUGGAUUUGCGCAAGAGAUUCAAAAAACUCACGGUACAAAAAUUAUACUUGAGAGUGAUCCUCAUAAAACUGAAACUGGAUUCAAAAGAAGGAUAAUACUAAAGGGAACUGCUGAUCAAAUAGCAGCAGCCAUUAUUCAAAUAGAAGAUAAAAUUCAAGACGAAAUUAAGACUGAAGUUCAAUUAAGAAUGCAAGUUGCAACUGCAAGAAUAUCUGAGCUAUUCCAUAUUAACACUGAUAAAAAUACAACAGAGGAUCAUUCUGAUAUUGAAACUUAUAAAUUAUUAAUGCCACAUGAAGCUUGUGGAAGGAUCAUACGAAAAAAUGGAUACACAGUGCAAGAAAUGGAAAGAUUCUCUGGUGCAAAAAUCAUACUUGAAAAUAUUGCUAAUAAAUUUGAAAAUCAAAGAAAUGUAACAAUAAUUGGGACUGGUAAACAAAUUGAACUAGCUACUAAUCAGAUAAAAAAUAAAAUUAAAGAGGCAAUUGAAUCUCGUAAUGAAUGGAAUUAUGAAUCUACAGUGAUAAAAAGCAUAUCUGAUUCUCCAUGUAACAAUGAAGGUUUAAUGGAAGUAUAUGUAUCUGCAAUGGAAACGCCAAGUCUAUUUUGGAUUCAAGUGGUUGGUUCUGCAAAUAUUCGUUUACAACACUUAGUACACGAUAUGACCAAAUAUUACAAUGAAAAGGAAAAUUGUCAACUCCAUAUCAUGAAAAAAAUAACAGUAGGCCAAAUGGUAGCAGCAAGAUUUAAAUAUGAUAACAAAUGGUAUCGUGCAGAAGUAAUAUCCGUUAUGGAUUCUUCUGAAUAUAAAGUCUUCUUUGUAGAUUAUGGAGAUUUAGAAAUCGUUCCCAUAAAUGAUAUAUUAGAACUUCGUACAGAUAUGUUAAGCUUACGCCUGCAGGCUGUGGAGUGUUCGUUGGCAAACGUAAAGCCACGAGAAAGCGAAUGGAGCUCCAAAGCUAACGACAAGUUCGCUGAACUUACUCAUUUAGCAAAAUGGAAAUCGCUCAUUGCUCAAGUUAAAGGCUACAAAGAACGUCCGGUCGGUUGUGGAGGAUCUCGCCGUGAAAAUUCAUUAAUUCCUUGUAUCAAUUUAUACGACAAAGAUAAUGAUAAGAAUAUUAAUAUUGGAGAAAAUUUGAUACAAUUGGAAGUGGCUCAAAUUGAGGAAGACAUUCGUUCGGCAGUAAAUUUAGCGUUGUCUCAUGAUAAAUGCGAUUUUCCAUUUAUACCAUUCUUACCUGAUUCUUUAUAUCUUGACUGAAUGCAAUUCAGUUGUCAUGAGGUCAACGUUUGAAGAGAUAAUUGAAUUAUAACAACAUAUCAAAAGAGAAAGAGAAACAUACUGUAUUCUCUUUCUAUAUUCAGAUACUCUCGAAAAUGCAUACGAGUAGCAGAAGUCUAACGGACAACACGGAAUGUGGAGAAAAUUAUGCUAUCAUACUUUUGUUUAGAAGUUAAACGAAAAUCAAAAUAUUUAUCAAAAUAUUGAUCGAACUGAUUUCCUCAAACAUAUUUGACUACUGAUAAAAAAUAUAUAUUGAAUAUCUUUAUACCUUCUACAAAUCUACUAUUCCUAUCAAGUUUUACUAAAAUUGAAAAGAGACCUGGGAGCCUUUUCUUGUAAAUUACAAAAUAACAUUUUUUUUUUGUUACAAAAAAUGAUGUACAUAUUUCUUAAGAAAUCAUAUAUUAAUUAACAUAUAUCUCAUUUAACAUUAUCUAAAAAAUAAGAUUUGAUAAUUUGCUUAUGUAAUUAAGAUCAAAUUCAAGAGUAUGUUUCUCAUGCUAACAGUGUUUUCCAGCAACAAUUUGUUGUUAAAAACUUUUUCGGAAUCUUUAUACACAGCUGUUGAUUUUACAAUUGUAUUAUUCGUCAAAUAUAAAAAGACAUAAUUUUGUAAGAAGAUAUUUAAAAAAUUGUACACCGUUGUCAUAUUAUAAUAUUGUUGUCAUAUUAUAAUAAAUAAUGAAAAUCUUUGAUAUUUA